Solanum stenotomum is the source of this 1673-nucleotide messenger RNA. Its product is annotated as cytochrome P450 71A2-like. The record is from RefSeq and is a predicted model, not a curated record. The transcript has 2 exons. NCBI's taxonomy places the organism in Eukaryota, Viridiplantae, Streptophyta, Magnoliopsida, Solanales, Solanaceae. The coding region runs from base 4 to 1524 and encodes 506 amino acids. Gene Ontology annotation, molecular function: monooxygenase activity; oxidoreductase activity, acting on paired donors, with incorporation or reduction of molecular oxygen; iron ion binding.
AAAAUGGAUCUUCCCUGGUAUUCUCUUCUAGUUCCUCUGUUUUUCUUUCUUAUCUUCCUUAUUCAAUGCUUCUUUACUACUUCAAGUAAUCAAAAAAAGUUACCACCAUCUCCAAGAAAGCUUCCAAUCAUAGGAAAUCUCCAUCAACUUGGAUCACUUCCUCACCGUUCUCUCCAUAAACUAUCCAAAAAAUAUGGUCCACUCAUGCUACUUCACUUUGGCAGUAAGCCUGUGCUCGUUGCUUCCUCUGUCGAAGCUGCUCGUGAUAUCAUGAAAACUCAUGAUCUCGUAUGCUCAAGCAGACCCAAAUCUAGUUUGGCUGAUAGACUCUUUUAUGGCUCUAGGGACGUGGGCUUUACUCCAUAUGGUGAAUACUGGAGACAAAUUAGAAGCAUAACGGUGCUUCACCUUCUCAACAACAACAGAGUCCGAUCUUACCGUGAUAUUAGAAUAGAAGAAACAUCGAAUAUGAUUGAAAAAAUCAGACAAGAGUGUGUUUCUUCAAAUUCAGUGAUAGAUUUAAGAGAUCAUAUUUGUUUUAUGACUGGUAACAUAAUUAGCAGAGUGGCGUUAGGGAGGAUAUAUAAUGAAAGGGAAAGUGGAAUAUAUGCAAAGGCCAUCCUAGCAGAAUUUGUUCAACUUUUGGGUACUUUUAACGUUGGGGAUUUUAUUCCUUGGCUGGAAUGGGUCAAUAAAAUCACUGGUUUAGACACCAAAGUGGAGAAAGUAGCUCAAAAAUUGGAUACAUUUUUAGAGAGUGUGAUCGAGGAACACAUUAUUAGGCACAAUAAAGAAGAAUACAGUACGGGCGAAGCUAAAGAUUUCGUGGAUGUUUUGCUGGAAAUUCAGAAUGGAAAGGAAACUGGUUUUCGUCUUCACAGGGAUUCAUUGAAAGCUAUCCUCUUGGAUAUAUUUGCUGCUGGUACAGAUACAACAUAUACAACUCUAGAGUGGAUAAUGGCAGAGCUUUUGAGACAUCCAAGAGUCAUGGAAACAUUACAGAAUGAAGUGCGAGGAUUAGCACAAGGGAAAGAAGAGAUAACAGAGGAUGACUUAGGAAAUAUGCACUAUCUUAAAGCAGUAAUCAAAGAGACACUUAGGCUUCAUCCACCCGCUCCUCUACUAAUUCCUCGAGAAUCAACGCAAGACAUAAAAUUACUUGGCUAUCAAAUACCUGCUAAAACCCAAGUCAUUAUCAAUGCUUGGACAGUCGGAAGAGAUCCUUUAUCAUGGGAAAAUCCAGAGGACUACAGACCAGAGAGAUUCUUAAAUAGUGAUAUUGAUUUCAAAGGAUUAAACUUUGAGUUGAUUCCAUUUGGAGCAGGCAGAAGGGGCUGCCCAGGAACUACUUUUGCUGUUGUGAUAAAUGAGCUAGCAUUAGCAAGGCUUAUGCACAAGUUCAAUUUUUCAUUACCAGAAGGGUUAAAACCGGAGGAUUUGGAUAUGACCGAAGACAAUGGCAUCACUAUUCAUAGGAAAUCACCUCUGCUAGCAGUGACCACUCCAUGCUCUAGUUAUUAUUAGGAGUUCUUCUCUUCAUUUGUACUUUUUUUACCCAUCCCUAAGGAGUUUCCACUUUUUUUCGCUCGAUGGCUCGAACUCACGUACUUAUAUAUUAUGCAGAUCACUUAUCUUAGGCACCAAUAUAUGCCAUGGAAUAAUACUUCCCAGUA